Ascoidea rubescens DSM 1968 is the source of this 3531-nucleotide messenger RNA. RefSeq lists its product as uncharacterized. Bases 1 to 3531 code for a protein of 1176 amino acids. The record is from RefSeq and is a predicted model, not a curated record. Gene Ontology annotation, biological process: intracellular signal transduction. The transcript has a single exon. NCBI's taxonomy places the organism in Eukaryota, Fungi, Ascomycota, Saccharomycetes, Ascoideales, Ascoideaceae.
AUGCACUUUUCCAACUGUUUUUGGUCCUCCAACAAAGACUACAAAUACCAGCUAGACAAUUUGUAUUCCAGAUUGGAUCUCUCGUUGAAGGAACUCGACGAGAUAAUCAACUACAUCAACAAUGUCAAGAUAUACAACACAAAGAACUCUGACAACUUGAAGGCCAUUAUCAAGAACUCCUCUCCUGUUCUACUCAAGACCAAAUCUGCCUUCUACAACGAAUACAACCAAAGAUUUCCCAACAACUCUGCCUUUAGCGCCAAUGGCCAUAGUCUGAUCCAGAACACUGCAAACAUCAUAGAUCGAUCUGAUUUUAAUGGCUUUCCUUUAAAUCACAACAACCUCAAUAUAAUAGACUCAAAUUCAAAAUCCUUCAUCAACAGCACCACCACUAAACCAAAAACUGAUAGUAAUAACAAUAACAAUAACAAUAACAAUAACAAUAAUAAUCACUCUGACGAUAAUAGUAACCAACCAGAAAAAAAGAAAAACAUCAGGUCCCUAUACUCCAACUUUGAAUUGCAUUUAAACCAUCUCAACGAAAUUGACUAUUCAAAGGAUUCCUUGAUUUUGCAAAUCGAUAAUAAAUUUCUCAACGACUUGGUCUUCUUCAGAAAUAACUUUUUAGAUUUUGAGACAAAUGCCAAAUCAAAAUUAAAUUCCUGUCUCAAAAAUUAUUCAAACAAUUUGAAAAUAUCAAAUUCAAAUCAAAUAGACUACUUUAAUAAAUCUAAAAAUUACGAAGAACUAGAAACAAUCAACAAAAAUUCAAGCCCUCUAAACAUUAAUAACUUGGAUCCAACCUCAAAUAACACCUCUACAAACUCCACUUCUGCUUCUGCUUCUGCUUCUGCUUCUACUUCUCCUAAUCACUCAAACUCUCCCUCCAAUGAUUUCUCUCUAGCAAAAACCCUAACAAACAUUGAUAUCAAUAAACUGAUAAGAAACGUAACAAACAAUAUCAACAAUAACCCCCAUAUCAACAUCGAAAAUGACACCAUAAAAACCUCUUUCAAAUUCCCCUUAUCCAUUGGCUUUUCUCACUUCAACGAUUUCAAUUCACUUAAAUCUCUCCUAACCCAUCUACACAAUGACUUUUUGAUUCUCAAUCAAAGCAAAAGCCUUCCAAAUGCAAACAAAACUCUAUCUUUAUUCAAAGCAAACAAAAUCUCCUCUUCAAUUGUCUUUAGUAAUAAAGAUCUAUCCGAUUGGCUCAAAUUAAAUAGAAUCGACACUGAAAACACCAUCAAGGAAAUUGAAUCGUUCGGCCAGUCUCUAAUCAACUUGAAACUAAUUAAAGUCUCCUAUUUCAAAAAUAAUAUCUUCUCAACUGUCGCUCUUUCGUCAAACUUCCAGAUUUAUGAUGAACAAGCAUUACUUUGGUACGAAUUUACUGACUUGUCCUUAAAAAUUAUCAAUUACACCUCCUCACUCACCCAUCCCAAUCAAAAUACAACCAUUGUUUCAAAUACCAAUCAACACACCACAAUAGAUAAUCACAAAACUCUCACUGCAAAUACCCCCAAAAGAUCUUCUCUUUCUUUUGUCAAUAAUCUCACCCCAAUUAACUCAAAUAAUAGCACCAUCGAUUCCUACAACAAUAUAACUUCCCCAAAAGACAACCAAGCUCUAAGUCCAAACACAAACAAAUUUGGCUCUCUAUUCACAAAACAAUUUCAAUCACUAACAAACCCAAUCGUUAAAAAACAAUUGGUUAAAGAAAACUUGAUCAAAUCAGAAGAAAACUUUAAAAAUUCAAUUGUCAAUUUAGAAAGCUCCAAAAAAUUCUUUGAAGCAAACUUUUUCAAUAUUUUAAUCCAGUACGAAACUUUAGAGAAAAACAGAAUCGCAAAAAUCUUAGAUUCCUUGAAUUAUUUAAGCUUUCUUCUAAUGAAACAAUCUGAAUAUGAAAUGAAAAGAUUUUCAAUCUUAAACGAUCUAUUAACUGAUUCAAAUAACCUUGAUGGUGUCACCUUUGAAAUGAACGAAAUCUUAAGAACCAACUCUUUAAGUUAUUAUACCCCCUUUAUUGAAUAUAAAUUCGAAAAAAAUAUCAUCAGUAACUCAGCAUCUGCAAAUUAUUCUACACUUGUUAAUACUCCCUUAUUCGGAAGCGACGUGUCUUUGUUAAUCAAAGUUAAUAAUCAAAACGAUUUAAAAACAAAAUCUUUACCAUUAUUCUUAAGUAAAAUAUUAUUACUAUUACGUCUGUCCCUAAAAUUUGAAGCUCUAUCAAAACAAGAAUCUCUCGAUUUAUCAAAUACCUCUAGAGAUUCAUGGUUACAGCCUUUAAAUAUUUUAAAGGCUUAUGAAUUAAAAAGAUUUAUUCUAAAUACUUUUUCAAAUUUAGAGACUAAAUUCUUAAAUGAAGAAAAUGGAUUAAAUGAUCAAAAUCUUAAGGACGAACAAUUUACAACACCUCCCAACCAAAAAUCAAAACGUCUUUCUCUUGAUGUCAAAUUUAAUGGUUUAAGUAUUGAGGCCAAUCUUGUCGAUGAAGUUGUCUUCAAACUAUUCAACUCAUAUCCAACAGCUGACAUCAUUUGUGGUUUGAAAUUGUGGUUACUAGAAUUGCCAGAUAGUAUAAUUCCGGUGUUUUCUUUUGAGUCUUUAAAAAAUAUUUAUUAUUCUUUGUAUGAAAGCCUAGCUGAAGAAAUUCAAAAUGAUAACAAAUUUGAGGUUUCCUAUAAUGAAGAAAGAUUUUCACCAAUUCUUAGAAUUUUGGGUUCAAUACCUAGAUCAAAUUUAUCAUGUUUAAUUUCUACUCUUGAGUACUUAGCUGAUAUCUCUAAACAAGGUAUUCAAACCGCAGAAACUGAGGAGGAAAAAACAACUUAUAAUUUGAUCCAAGCCAAAUUUCAAGAAAAUUUGUUAAACCCAGUCAGCACAAUUCAAGGUGGAGUGCCCUUGGCUCACCUUUUAUUAAGACCAUCAUCAAUCGCAAGUUUUAACGUUGAUUGCAAACCAGUUAAUAAAAAAUACCAAUUUUUUCUAAGGUCAUUUAUGAAAGAUUUAAUGUUUGAAGAAAAUUUAAAAAAAUUAAACGAUCUUUUAAUUGAACUAGAAUACAACAAUAUUAAAAGAGAACAAAAUAAAUUAAAUAAAGAAAAGGAAAGUAUAAAAAAAAUUGUCAAUCAAAACGCAUUCGCAACCUUAACAAAAAAUAAUUUAAAAAGAUUCAGUUCUUCAACAAAUCUGACCUCUUCUUUACAUAUUAUGCAAACUCAGUCAUUGACAAUACCAACAUCAUCUCCAACUGAAUCAGAUGCUGAACAAAUAAGCAAAUUUUCAAAAGUUCCUUCAAUUAACGCUCCCACAAUUAUUGUCGAUGGUCUUCCGUUAAGAAAAUUUGGAUUAUCUGCUCAUAACUCCCCAAGUACUUCUCCAGAUGGAUCUCCCACCAAAAAGAGUCAAAAUCAGACCUUGAAGCCUUUAAAAAUGAGAGGUAGGGCCAGUUCAAAAUCAUCGAACAGAACAUUGAGAUCAAGAAGCAUCAGCAUGAUCAAAGUUAAUUAUAGCCAACCAGAGUAG